Molecule: messenger RNA, 663 nt
Organism: Linderina pennispora
Lineage: Eukaryota; Fungi; Kickxellomycota; Kickxellomycetes; Kickxellales; Kickxellaceae
Exons: 1
Coding region: 70-594 (174 amino acids)
Source: RefSeq, a predicted model, not a curated record
UAACCCCAAACAGUUGACACUGAUUAUUCUGCACACCCCUGUUUUACUGAGAAACUACAACUUAUAAAAAUGGCCAACGUUUAUACCUUCAAAAGAGCUAGUCUCUUUUCAAGACACACUCAUGUCUAUCAGGGCUUUUUUACUUCCAAAUCACAGGUUUCCGGCCUACAGCCAGCGUUUGAUAUCCACAUUCGCAGUACCAGCUUCGCCAUGUCAUCAGCAACCGCCAGUGGGAAUGCUAUGCUCACAGGAAAACUAGAGGGGUGCUCGGCACGCCGAGGGAAGAUACAUGGGCCGCAUGGUAGUGUACACAUAGAAAAGGCCGGCUACUAUACUCCUGAGCUGACAAUCCAUGACCCUACGGGCAAUCCGUACUAUUGGAGGAUCAGUGGACGGCUGUCGGAUGGCCCAUGGGUGCUAGUGGAUAUGCACAACAAUGUUUUUGCCAUCUUUGCAAUAUCCACAUUCAGCCAGCGUAUUCUCGGACAAAUAUCAGUCGCGCAGCCUAUCUCGGAUGACUUCCUCCAUAUAAUCCUUCUGACCAGUAUGUUGUUUCUACGGUCUGUAGCCAUAGCCAAAUCCAGGAGAGACUAGUUGAAUGCAUAUUGCAACGUCAAAAAAGUAUAGCUGUACUAUGUAUGUGUGCACUGGAAACUGGACCAC